Messenger RNA from Bemisia tabaci, 1859 nucleotides. It is a transcript of the gene Elp5, whose product is annotated as Elongator complex protein 5. NCBI's taxonomy places the organism in Eukaryota, Metazoa, Arthropoda, Insecta, Hemiptera, Aleyrodidae. Gene Ontology annotation, molecular function: tRNA binding. The record is from RefSeq and is a predicted model, not a curated record. Gene Ontology annotation, cellular component: nucleus; cytosol; elongator holoenzyme complex. Gene Ontology annotation, biological process: tRNA wobble uridine modification.
CACAUUUCUCUCAUUUCCGUACUUUCUUAGAUUUUUCACUCGCAAUCAGUUCGGAAUCAGUCAACUAAUAUUGUCAGUAGACAAGCGUAAUUUGAAACUUUCAUUUCAGUUAUUUGUGCUAAAAUUCUCGUACCCUUGUUGCGGUAAGUUCCGAUUUCUCUCUGCAGACUGCCGUCAAUACAUAAUGCAAGAUGUUGAAAGCGCUCAUUAGCAACUGUCAGCCGAAUUCUUUCACUUUGAUCGAAGAUUCUGUGGAUGUAAGUGGCAAAUUCUUACUGAAAGAAUUUAUAGAAGCCAGUAAAACUCAAUCCCAAAAAACUUUAGUGCUUUGCUUUGACAAAUUAGGCUCAUUAUUGAAAAGAGAUUUGAAUAUAGAGCUACAAACAGCAGAAUUUAUUGAUUGCUGCUUCAAUUACCAUGAAUCGCUAAGCGGUCUCAACAAACCUCUUAGAUCAAUACUGGAAUCCCAUGUAUCUUUUGAUGAGAAGGUGACCAUCAUCAUAGACUCACUGACCUCACUGUAUUACAAUAAUGGUCUCCAGGAUACAUAUAGGUGCCUUCAUAGUUUGCUUACAAAGCCAAUCAAAAAAGGGACGCAGUUAAUGCAGCUGGUAGCAGUUGUCCAUUCUGAUACAUUACCUGAUACCAAAAGCAUAUCAACCUUAAGUCACCUUGCCUCCACCGAAAUACUUUUGGUUCCAACCAACCUAGUCAACCGGCGACACUUAUUUAUCAAACAUGCGAAAAAGAAUGGGAAGAUAGUUAAACAGGAGGAAUAUUGUUGGUAUGACAAAAGCGGAGUGCUUCUAAGCGAAGAAAAGAAAACAGUCAGCAAAGUCGAAGAUGCCAUCGAUCCAAAUGGCCUUACAACAUUUAGACUGAGUUUAGAAGAGACGGAGAUUAAAGCACGCAGUGAACUUAGACUACCUUAUGUGAAAACAAGUGAAGAUGGUGAUACUGGCGGAAAAAUAUUUUACACUCCAGACGAUAAUGAUGACUGGGAUGAAGAAGAUCCAGAUGAUGAUCUUGACAUAUGAGAACAAUUGGAGGAUCUAAGUAUACAUUAAACAAGAUAUCAAAAAAAAAAUUUGGUGGACAGCUGCAACACCUUCGACAGUGUUUGAAACUUUCUUUUGAGUUUCAGGAGCCAUGUGGCGCAUCAAGCUUGAUUUUUAAGGGCCAUCGAAGAUUUUUUAGGGGCCAAAUUCACUUUUUGCCUAUGUAUCACAGCACAUUUAGUGAAAAGUUGGACGCAAGAUGGUUUCGUUGCAGAACCAGUAGCUGUACCUCGGGGGAAAUUUCGAAAAAUCACCAAAUAUAAAAAUUAGGAAAUUUUUUUUCUUUUUUUUUUGGGGGGGGGGGUAAUUUUUUAGGGGCCACGUUGGCACAGAGCCUUCAAUUUUUAGGCAUCAUGACCAAUUGCUUAGGUGCAUUUGGCGCCUGUGAAUUGCGAACACUGAUCUUUGAUGGCUAAAGUAAAAAAAUGCCUAUCUCUGAUCGCCUAACCUAUUGCCAUAUAGCAAGUCUCCCCUUCUGAUUAAUUUUUUUUCCCCCCUUAAAAUACUCAGUAAGUUAUUUAUACCCAUUCCAAAGUAUUCUUAAGAAAUUCAAUGCAAGUUUUCUCUGAAAAAAGUAGAACCUGAUUGGAGUUUUUCGAACAUUGCUAUUGAAAUCUGAAUUUUCGGACUUUAGCUGUCAAUAUGGUACUUGUGUCAUUAAUAUCCUGACAGAAUGCAGUUCUUGCCUCAAAAGAGGUACCAAUAUGCCGUCAUUCACUUUCAUCCACUAUGGUUUUUCAAUAUCUGUGAUUUUAGACUCUGGCUUUUUGAUUACAUUAAACCUGAUUUUCUCAGAUUCUU